Molecule: messenger RNA, 4164 nt
Organism: Oryzias latipes (Japanese medaka)
Lineage: Eukaryota; Metazoa; Chordata; Actinopteri; Beloniformes; Adrianichthyidae
Gene: npbwr2b
Product: neuropeptides B/W receptor 2b
Biological process (GO): neuropeptide signaling pathway
Cellular component (GO): neuron projection; plasma membrane
Molecular function (GO): neuropeptide binding; neuropeptide receptor activity
Source: RefSeq, a predicted model, not a curated record
GGAGGAGGGAAAGAAGAGAGGCAUGAGCGCAGCGGGUCUCCUGCAGAGAAAGCAGCCCAGAAGAGUGACUUUACCGCGGGCUGAUAGGAGGAUUUCCUGAUGCGCCACUCAUGCGUAAAACCCUGGCACCGUGUCCAAGGCGCACAGCUAAGACUGAGAGGAGACGCCAAAACCCCACAGCACAAGUGAGCUCCGUGACAGCGUGUCGGGGUUCACGCGCAGCCUGCACAGAGCCGUCUUUGGACCGGAGAAGACGAGAAAUAGCAAAGAGGAUCCCCGUGAAGAGAAAGAAAAAAAAGGAAGAGAAAGGACGAGGUUUUCUGCAUCUUUUGAUUGUUCCCCCCCCCCCCCCCCCCCUUUUUUAACGGAGAUCUCGCUCCUUUGAAGACGCGGAAUCGCAGCUGAAAGUGAAACGCGCACGGUGUGCUGAGCUUGAUGCUCUGGACUCGCCCGGAAGCUCCUGGACUGAUAUCAUUUUUCCCCUUUAAAAACGUUUUUUUUUUCUUUAUAUUUUUUUCCUUUUAUUUUUUUUUUCUAAAGCUGUGAUUGUCUGUAGAGAAAAUGCGAGGUAAGAGCAGAUGUUGCCUCUGAUGAAAACAUCCCUCAAACACAAUCAAUCCUGCUGACAGCCACUCUCCUCUGGGAUUCUUCUGCUGAUCGUCCGGGUGUUCCUCUGUGUUAUCCAGCUUUUUUUUUUCUCCAGUAACACAAAAGAGAAGAAUCAAAUGAUAACCUGGCAUUUUCUCAGCUAUGUGAUUGUUGCCUAAUUACUCGCCAAUGUGGAAAGAGGGUCAAACCCUUAGAAUUAAUAUAGAAUUUGUGGAUUGUUGCAUGGAAAUGGUCACAGACUCAUAGUGUCAUUCUGCGUCCUCUUUCAUUUCCAACAUGGAGAAUGUCUCUGUCCACAGUGCAGAGCUGCCAGCCUGUAACGACUCUGUGGACUUCUACUCCCCCAGGUCAGGAAACAGGACGGACUUGAACUGCACUCACACCUCUGGCUAUUAUGACCUGUACGUCAUUUUACCGGUGAUCUACUCCAUCAUCUGUGCUGUGGGACUGACGGGCAACACAGCAGUCAUCUAUGUCAUUCUGAAAGCCCCCAAAAUGAAAACAGUCACCAACAUGUUCAUCCUGAAUUUAGCCAUCGCAGAUGAUUUGUUCACGCUGGUGCUGCCCAUCAGCAUAGCUGAACACUUGCUCAGCUACUGGCCCUUUGGUGAGGUUUUGUGCAAAGUCAUCCUAAGCAUCGACCACUACAACAUAUUUUCCAGUAUUUAUUUUCUGACCGUUAUGAGCAUUGAUCGCUACUUGGUAGUUUUGGCCACUGUGCGGUCCAAACGCAUGCCUUACCGCACCUACAGAGCCGCCAAGAUCAUCUCUUUCUGUGUCUGGAUCCUGGUCAUCCUCAUUGUCAUACCAUUCACCGUUUUUGCUGGUGUCUAUGUCAACCCAUUUGACGGACGGAAGAGGUGUGGGCUGAGCCUUCCCAACCCAGAGACGUUAUGGUUCAGGACCAGUCGGAUCUACACUCUCAUUCUGGGUUUUGCCAUCCCGGUCUCGACCAUCUGCAUAUUAUACACCAUGAUGCUCUACAGGCUCAGGAACAUGCGACUCAACAGCAACGCCAAGGCGCUGGACAAGGCCAAGAAAAAGGUCACCAUCAUGGUGUUUAUCGUUUUGGCCGUCUGCCUGUUCUGCUGGACGCCGUUCCACCUGAGCACCAUCGUGGCGCUGACCACAGACCUGAAGACCACGCCCCUACUGAUUGGCCUCUCCUACUUCAUCACCAGCCUGAGCUACGCAAACUCCUGCCUCAACCCCUUCCUGUACGCCUUCCUGGAUGACAGUUUUAGGAAAGCUUUUAAGAAGAUGUUGGAGUGUCGACCAGCGUGAAUGUGUCAAACAUUCAGUUAGCCUUUACGGGGAGGGGGGGGGGGAUGAGGAACAGACUGCUGUUUUCUUUUCAUAUCUCACAAAUCUUUGUGGAAAGUUUGGAUGUUCAGUUUUCAAGUUAAUUUGUAAAACAUUUGAAGGGAAAGUCCACUUCUUACAGCAUUUUUCAAACCACCCUGCAUGGUAAUGUCUUGCUUCAACAGUGACCGUAAACAGACGGACAUUUGUUUAUUUAAUGCCCCACUUCAUCCGCUCCGCAGCUUUCUGGAUGCGACGCCUUUUUUAAACAACUUUGUCCUGAGAGCAAAUGUCUAUAUUUACUUUUUAUUGAAAUCAUCCGUCUCGUAUGUGGCCAACAGACUUGCCUGCUGUGGCUUUUGUGGCUCUAAAAGCACAGAGAAUUCAGUGCAAGUUGUGGGAACAAUGUUUGCAUAAUUAGGGAUUUGUAAUGACUGGCUUUUAAAAAAAAAAAAAGGUUUGCUUUCAAUCUGUUGGGUUUGUAAAACCUCCACUCCCAGAGAACUGAGGAAGGUCUCUGAGGAAAUCAAACAUUUGUUGUGUGGAAAAGAGGCUGUUCGGCACAAAAACCCUGAUUUGCAUUUUGACAACAGUUAGGGUUUACAGGAGGCAUGUUACAAAAAAAAAAGGAAAUGUUCUAGCAUUGGAUCAAAAAACUUCCCACACUUACAUCCUGUAAAAACAAAGCAGAAAAAUGUUUCAUUGAACAUUCAGAAAAAAGCUCUGAAAUUGUGAAUGCAAAAAUGAAUCUGCCUUUAAAGUAUUAGUUUCUUCAGUGAUUUAAUGACUGAGGAGAUUAAGUAAUUAGAAAGAAUGCUGAGUCUCUGAGGAGACUAAGUUGUCUGUUUGUUUCAUUUGAAUUCCAAAAUUCACCAAACAUUGCUGCCUGAUAAAAAGUAGGCAUGGGACAGGAGGGCUCUGUAAAAAUGUGUUCAGGCGCUGCAAGAAUCUCUUUUGUGAGCUUCUGUUGCCCCCUACUGUCCACAGGCUGCUGUUGACGUGAAAAUGGAGACAUUCUAAUGAUGUCCCUCGAUGUUCCAUGUAUGUUUCAGUUCCUUUUUUUUUCCUUUUGACUAUUUUUUCUGACUUUUUAAGAUAUGGAUCUGAAAAAAGAAGCACCUUUAUGAUGUUUCAGGUUCAAACAGAAACAGCUCCGUGGAAAGUCAAAAUACAGGUAAAAAAGCAAAAUAUUUCUUUUUUUAGUGGUAUUUUAUCUUUUUUUGCUCUAUAUUUGCUUCCCUCCAUAUAAAAAAAGUCUGUUAACAAACCCUGUAACUUUUUUUUUGGUUUCUUUUUAAUUCUAGGAAAAUACCAGAAUCUCUAUCUUUAUACAAUAUUUCUUUCUUCCUCAUUCUAAAAGAAUGUCAGGACAAUAAGUCCAAUGUCAUCAAUCAAAACCUGAGAAGAACUAGUGUUUUUUUCCUCAAGUAAAAAAUUGAGUUUUUACUUUUAUCUGAUCAUUACACUAAAGUGAAGCUACCUUUACUAGUGAGGAUUUUGGCUACACACCCCAGUGUUGCAUAUGGUUUAAAAAUGUGAGAGCUCCUGUUUUCAUUGUUCUGCUCUACUGAAGCUGCAUAUGUGCUUUCUGUGCAACGUUUGCUUAAAAAGCACACAAACCCAGAUGUCUGCUAAGUUAAAAGUGAUGAAGACAUUUUAAAGUAAAAAAAAAAAACAACAACCUCACUUUAACAUUUUGUGUUAAACUGAACAUAGAAGUUCAUGUUUGUGUUUGAAUGCAUCAUUUAUAGAUGGACAUUUUUGCCGUUGUAAACUUCAAUGAAAGCAUUUUUCUCUAUUUAAAGCUAAAUCUCUAAUUCUCCAAACUUUCACAACUGUGCACCUCUUAAAAAGCAUGUCCUCAAGUCAGAUUUGGCAAAAUCUCUGACUGUACUGUGCAUUUCUUACCGCAAAAACAGACUGAUAUAUGCUGUAAAUACUUCUUUUUUGGCAUCUGUACAGCUGAAUGUAAAGUAUUAACAUUGGUUGCUGAAUCAAAUAGGAAAAUAUGUACAAUGAAUGUAAAAAGAAUUUACAUUUUUACUUCUAAAACAAAAACAAAAUUCUGAAAUAUUUUGUUUUGGGACUGACAUUAGUCAGUUUGACUGCAUAGUUUAUUUUUCUGUUUUCAUUUUCCAGCUGGUAUAAUUUUUGAAUCACAGAUGUUAUCAGAGUAUAUCAGAAAAUAAAGCCUUUUACUGUGCUUCUAUACAUUAAAAUGACCUGCAUUAAAUGCUGGUGAAGUCUCAUUAC